CACGCACACACUCUACCCCCAAACCUCUUUCUAUUUCUCUUCCUGCCUCUCAAUUCCUUGUGGAAGUGCUUCGAUUUCAUUUUGGCAGGAUGUCUGCAAGCAACGAUGUUUACCAGACCCCUCUCAACUCGCGUUAUGCGAGCGAUGAGAUGAAAUACCUCUUUUCUCCGAGAAACCGUUUCUCCACCUGGAGAAAGCUCUGGCUGUGGCUUGCUGAGUCUGAGAAAGAGCUCGGCUUGUCUAUCUCCGAUGAGGCCAUUGAGCAGAUGAAGGCCCACCUUACCAUCCAGGACGAAGAGUUCAAGGUUGCUGCUGAGGAGGAGAAGCGCCGUAGACACGAUGUUAUGGCCCACGUUCAUGCUUACGGUCAGGUCGCACCCGCUGCUGCUGGCAUCAUUCACUGGGGUGCCACUUCAUGCUACUGCACCGACAAUGCGGAUUUAAUCUUCCUCCGUGACGGUCUCGACAUCCUCAUUCCCAAGCUUGCUGUCGUCAUUGACAAGCUGUCCGCGUUCGCCCAGCAGUACAAGGACCUGCCUUGCCUUGGUUUCACUCACGGCCAGCCCGCUCAGCUUGUUACUGUCGGAAAGAGAGCCUGCCUCUGGAUUCAGGACUUGCUUAUGGAUCUGAGGAACUUGGAGAGGGCCCGUGAUGACUUGCGCUUCCGUGGUGUCAAGGGUACCACCGGUACUCAGGCUUCUUUCCUCCAGAUCUUCGACGGAGACCACUCCAAGGUUGAACAGCUGGACGAGCUUGUUACCCAGAAGGCCGGCUUCGAUUCCGCAUUCAUCAUCUCCAGUCAGACCUAUUCUCGAAAGAUCGACGUUGACGUUGGCAACGCCCUGGGCUCUUUUGGAUCCACCUGCGAGCGCAUCGGCAUCGACAUCCGCCAUUUGGCCAUGCUUAAGGAGGUUGAGGAGCCAUUCGAGAAAGACCAGAUCGGCAGCAGUGCCAUGGCUUACAAGCGUAACCCCAUGCGUUCUGAGCGUCUGUGCUCGCUCGGAAGACACCUCCAGAACCUCCCCAAGGAUGCGCUGGACACCUACUCCGCGCAGUGGUUCGAACGUUCUCUGGACGACAGCGCCAUCCGUCGUAUCAGCAUUCCCGAGCUCUAUCUCUCUGCCGAUGCUUGUCUCAUUCUCCUGAACAACGUUACCUCAGGCUUCGUUGUCUACCCCGAAGUCAUCAAGCGUCGUGUCAAUGACGAACUUCCCUUUAUGGCCACUGAAAACGUCAUCAUGGCCUGCGUCAAGAAGGGCCUCUCCCGCCAGGACGCCCACGAGGAGAUCCGUGUCCUCUCCCACCAGGCAGCAGACAAUGUCAAGAAGCACGGCAAGGACAACGACCUGCUCGAGCGUAUCCGCCGCACCGCAUUCUUCAACCCCAUCCUGGGCGAACUCGACACCCUCCUCGACCCUAGCACCUUCGUCGGCCGUGCCCCCCAGCAAGUCGAGAAGUUCACCUCCACUGAGGUCAAGAAGGCUCUCGAGCCAUAUGCCGCUGCCGUUGCCAAGGCUGAGACCUCUACGCUUAGCGUUUAAGGUUGCAGACAUAGAGGCAUGCAUCUAUAUAAAACAUACAUGGCUUUCCCUCAAAGUGCAGGCCGGGCUCCAGGGGAAAAGAGGAUACCUACCAAACUGUGAACCCCCUUACUGUGAAGUAUGAAGACAAUGUGACAAGCAUGAGAGGAGGUUUGUUCGUCUCAUGCAAACACAUGUGAAAAGAAACAUAGAGUUAAACCACGUUGCGCAAAAGUUCUCAUUUUCCAAAAGGGAUCACCAAAUUAUGUAUAUAGUAAUCGAUGACUGAGACGUUUAUUGCCCUCUUCCUCUGUUUCAUGGCGCUUGACUCUACAGCACUUGUAACAUAAUACGGCGGGCCGGGCCCCGAGUCCAUGUGCGGUUGCACUAAGUGGAAUCAUGGAUACCUGUGUGUUAG
Molecule: messenger RNA, 1938 nt
Organism: Aspergillus caelatus
Lineage: Eukaryota; Fungi; Ascomycota; Eurotiomycetes; Eurotiales; Aspergillaceae
Gene: ade13
Product: adenylosuccinase ADE13
Exons: 9
Coding region: 90-1541 (483 amino acids)
Biological process (GO): 'de novo' AMP biosynthetic process
Cellular component (GO): cytosol
Molecular function (GO): N6-(1,2-dicarboxyethyl)AMP AMP-lyase (fumarate-forming) activity; (S)-2-(5-amino-1-(5-phospho-D-ribosyl)imidazole-4-carboxamido) succinate lyase (fumarate-forming) activity
Source: RefSeq, a predicted model, not a curated record